CUGUCAGCUCGAUGACCGCGCUGUGGAGGUUUGGCUGAGGAGCUGUGCGCAGCAUGGGCACCGGGGAUUACAUCUGCGUAACACUGCGUGGGGGUGCACCCUGGGGAUUCACCCUGAGAGAAGGAGAGGGUGACACCUACAGACCUUUCCUAAUUUCCCAGGUAGAAGAAGGUGGCCGUGCCUUCCUGGCUGGAGUGCAGGAAGGCGAUGAAGUGGUGUCACUCAACGGAGAGCCAUGUGCUGAUCUCACACUUUUACGAGCCUUUGCCCUCAUCGACACAUCGAUCGACUGCCUGCAGCUGCUCCUCAAAAGACACUGCUCCAUUCCCCCUGAAGACUAUGAAUCAGAAGAGGCAUACUGUGGUGAGAGGUAUUCCCCUGGUGAUGCUUUAGAGAGCACCACCCUCCACAUAUUCUCCCCAAAGCACAGGUCCCGAAGCCCCAGGGAACUCUACAUAUCUGAGUCCCAGAAUGAGGCCUACUAUGCGGAGUUGGACAGUGACAGACAGUUUCCCAAGAGACCCCAACUGCUUUACACCCAGCUACAUGCUCCCUCAUCUGAUGAUCACAGAGCCCGGGAGUCUGUUUUUAAGGAAAAAGAAGUACAGCGCUGCUUCCCCCCUGGGGACAUGGUCGAGCUCCAGGUGUCCCUGUCUGAGCAAACGUUGGACGACGUGGGCUGCACAUCUCUUGGGAGUGCUCGUGGGGUUGAGGGGGAACUCUUAAACAGAGAGGCUGUUGAGACUGUCCAUACCACCACCAUAUCUCACUGUGUACCAUGCUCUGUCAGAGAGCCGCUCAGCCAGCAUGGGGUGGUGCUCAGCUCCCCUUCAAUGCUGGGGCAGGUGGAGGUCAUUUUGCAGCAGCCAUCAGCUUCAGGAGCAGGGAGGGGCAUCUUGAGUGUGGGUGGCCCCAGGGUCAGUGGAAGUGUUGGAUCCCAAAGUGAAGGAGAAGAAGGAGGAGGGCACUGCGAGGGAGUUCCUGGGUCUUUUACAGUCUCAUUUGGAAUUCCCUCAGAGGAGGCGACACCAGGAGAAGAUCGGGAAUCUGAUUCAGAGGGGGAUCAAGACAAACCUAACAAGCAUCGGGCAAAGCACGCCAGACUCAGGCGUAGCGAGAGUCUGUCCGAGAAGCAGGUGAAGGAGGCCAAGUCCAAAUGUAAACGUAUUGCUCUCCUCCUCACGGCUGCUCCGCCCAACCCCAACAACAAGGGGGUGUUGAUGUUCAAGAAACAUCGGCAGAGGGCCAAGAAAUACACACUUGUGAGCUACGGCACAGGAGAAGACGAACCGGAGUACAGCGACGAAGAGGACGAGGAAAACGACGACGACAAACAAGAAACCCACACUGUUGAAUUUACCCUUGUGGCUCCUAGCGAUUCUGAAAUAGAUAAGCAUUUCCUCACUAAUGCCCAUAGUAGCAAAGGUGUGCUGACUAUCAACUGGGACAAGGGUCUCCUUGAGAUUGAGAGGAACCUGAACAACCAAGCUGAGAUGGAGUGUUUGCCUGAAACUAAGGGCAAGGGUGCCCUAAUGUUUGCCCAACGGCGUCAGAGGAUGGACGAGAUUGCUGCUGAACAUGAGGAGCUUAGGCGCCAGGGGAUUCCUGUGGAGGCAGUGCAGGAGAAUGAAAAGAAGCACUCCUACCUGCAGUCCACAACAGAGGGCCAGGCUUACAUGGAUGUAAAUAUACACCAGCAAAGCCAACAGCAAUACCAGCAGUACCAAGAACAGCAGUACUACGAGCAACAACAGAGUUAUCAACAGCAACAACAGAGCUACACACAACAGCAACAGCAGACCUACCAACAGCAAGAACAAACCUACCAACAGCAGCAGCAGCAGCAGCAGCAAUACCAACAGCAGUAUCAGCAACAGCAGUAUGAACAGCAGCAUUAUCAACAACAGCAAAUGUAUCAGCAGCAGCAUGAAUAUAAUCAAGAGCAACAGCAAAUACAGCAAUAUUCUACAAACAUAAAUGGCACAGUCCAACAUGAAACCAAUGAAAUGCAGAGUUCUUUCAGCAAUCGCACAGCAAAGCCUUUCUCAGUUGAAAACAUGGCGGCAACCCAUUAUUCUCCUGCAAUGAGUGGGACCAAUCAAGAUUCUGCAGGCCAAGGAGAGCAAAUAGCUUCUCGUGACGAGCGCAUCUCUACCCCUGCAAUUAAGUCUGGCCUUUUGACUGAUGCAAGGAGAAGAAAUGUAGGCAAGCCCAUGUUUACGUUUAAGGAAGCACCCAAAGUAUCACCUAACCCAGCAUUACUGAACCUCCUCAACAGGAGUGAUAAGAAGUUGGGUUUUGAGUCAGGACCUGAGGAAGACUACCUUAGCCUUGGGGCUGAGGCUUGUAAUUUCCUCCAGUCUCCAAGAGUUAAACAUAAGACUCCUCCACCAGUGGCUCCAAAGCCUGUGAUCAACCCCAGCUCUCCUCCUUGGUCCCCACAGAUAGAAAUGACCAACCAGGACACGGCUCAGCAUGCUGAAAAUAGUGUGUCCACACCUGCUGUAGCCCCCACCGCAGAAACUACCCCUGCUCCAGAACUAGAGCCAACCUCUGCACCUGCUCCUGAGCCUUCUCCCCCUCCUGCCCCCCAGGAGGCUCCUGCCAGCACUACCACAGAGGAGCAGCACACAUGGACUCUCCAAGAGCCUGAAUCUCAACAACAGCCUCAACAAGUGACGGCUCAGGAAGAAAAUGGUCCUAUGAAUUCUACCCUGCAGCCUGAGCCUGCUCCUGUGCCCGUGACUACGUGGGCUCCAGCCCGAUCACAAUCACAACAGCAAUCUUCCAAUUCCUGGCAUCCAGCUCAAGUGCAACCCCCGGAACCACCUCCAAGUCAGUCCCCACCACAGCCACCUUGGGUGACACGUCAAACUACUCAGACCCAAGCACAGCCUCAACCCCCCACAAAUACUUGGACCCCUCAAAUUCAGCCAUCCUGGAGUCAGCCUCAAGAGCAAGGACAAACCCAGACACAUGCUCAGCCUCCCUGGGCCCAGCCUCUAGAGCAACCACAGCCUCAGCCACAGGCUCAGCCACCCUGGACACACUCUCAUGAGCAGCCACACCCGCAGCAAAUGCAACCAACUUGGGGUCAAUCUCAAGAACCAAUGCAGCAGCAGCCCCAGGCUCCAUGGGCACAGCCAUCACAAACAGACAGUCAGCCUCAACCACCAUGGGUGCAACAACCCCAACAAAAACCCCAAGCACAACCUCCCUGGGCUCAGCAGGUUCAGCCAGAAUCCCAGCCACAGCCGCCAUGGGUUCACCAACCACAGCAACAGGCUCCACAACAAGCAUGGCCACAGGCCCAAGCAUCAAGUCAACCUCAACCACCUUGGGUAUCAGGUCAGCCUCAACAGCAGCAGCAACCUUCAAUUAAUGCAUGGGCUCCAUCACAAGCUCAAGCCCAAGCUCAGCCACCUUGGAUGCAAGCAGCCCAACCACAACCUGAAGCGCAACCUCAAGCCAAUUUGAAUCCAUGGGCACCAGUACCUACCCAGACACAGUCCCCACCAUCAUGGACCCAGCAACCUCCAGAACAUGGUCAGCAUGCCAUGAAUUCUUGGGCGCAAGAGCAAAAUCAGGCCCAACAUCAACCACCUUGGGCUCAACCAGUUCCACCCCAGUCCACACCGCAACCAAACUGGCAACCAUCCACUUCAAAGACUCCACCACAGCCACCAAUGAGUACUGCCUGGGCUCCAGCUCAGACACAGCCUCAGACACCUGUGAAUGUUUGGACACCAGAGUCACAGCAAACACCUGUAAAUGUUUCCACAUCAAUGGUUAACAAUCGUCCUUCUCCAAAACCUUGGCAUCCAUCACAAAAUAUCCCACAAAUCCGCAUUCCACCAUCUCCACCACAGCGAAUGCACUCUUUUAACAUUGGUCAAAGAGCUUCAUCACCCAUCAACCCAAUGGCCACUGUCUUAAACCCAUCAUCUGUAGGUUCAUCUUUUGAAAUGCCAGCUGUCAAAGGGAAAGGAGCUGAUAUGUUCGCCAAGAGGCAGUCUCGUAUGGAGAAGUUUGUUGUGGACUCUGAGACUGUGCAAGCAAACAAGGCAAGCCGGUCAACAUCGCCAGCUGCUUCUUUACCAACUGAGUGGAAAUAUACUCCCAAUGUACGUGCUCCACCUUCACGGGCAUAUAAUCCUAUUCAGUCCCCUUCUUAUCCCCCAGCAGCAACAAAGCAGCCCUCCCCAAGUAGUCCUUCAUCCAAAGCCAAGAAAAAAGGCAAAGAGAAACAAAUGCCUGCCCCUAAACCCCUCAAUGUUAUAGAUGUGAUGAAGCAUCAACCCUAUCAACUUAAUUCUUCCCUCUUUACCUUUGGCCCAGCAGCAGAGGUUCCCAAGCCCGCUGCCCCCAAGCCUGAGUGUCCACCUCCUAACCCACCAGUUGAAAACCAACCGAUUAGAUAUGAGCAAAUGGCUCCCAUGCAGCCAGCUGGACCAUUUAAUGCUCCAUACCCCCAGCAGACCUAUGGGAUGCCCAUGCAACCAAUGAUGCACGAUGGCCACUACCAGCAAACCCCAGCUAAUGUUUAUGUUCCCCCCAGUACUUAUCAGCAACCUCCUGCUGGUCCAUACCAACAAGCAUAUAAUCAACAGUAUCAACAACCUGCCCCACCUGCCUAUCACCCCCAAGCUACUCAGUCUGCAAACCCUCCCUACCAACAAGCACCACAGGUUCCUUACCAACCAGCCAGCAGCCCUCCCUACCUGGCAGCUCCCUCUGUACCUUACCAGCCACAGCCUCCCAGUAGCUAUGUUGCUCCUGGUUUCCCUGUGGCUGCAAGGCCGGAAUCUGCAUCAGGUGGCAAUGUUGUAGCUGCUCCUAAGCCUAAAUUUACAGCUAAAAAGAGCUCAGCUCAGGUUUGGAAGCCUACAGCAGUUGAUAAAGAGUGAUUCUAGUAGUAGUAAUCAUGACAUGCUUGGUUUUGGUGCGAAUCGCAGGGUUGGUGCUCUUGCAGUCCACUGGCAAGUGGAAUAUUUUGAGCACAUACAAUAGCUUCUGUAAUGACUAUCUUCACCUCCACCUGCUCUUGCUAUUGUCAUAGGACAGAGCUUGAUGGUUUCAAGAGCUAAUACAAAUGGCAUCACAAACAAAUUAAGAACAUAUGAAAAUAAACAGGAUGUAAGUAUAUCUUAUCAGACACAAUGGGAGCCAAAAUAAUUGAUUAAAAUAAUGCCUAUUGAUGUUUCUCUAUAAAUUUAUAUAUAUAUUAUAAAUUCACUAUGGAAAAUCAAUAUAAAUCAAUGUCAUUUAUGUAAAAGAAUUUAAAGUGGUGGCAAUAUAAGAAUGUAGGGGAGCAUGAUUCUCAGUGUGAAAUGGAAGAAAAAAGAAAGAGAAAAAAGUAAUCAGAAGUGAAUGGUACUUGACAGUGACAACAGGAAGUUGAUUUUUGAA
This is a messenger RNA of Seriola dumerili (greater amberjack), 5409 nucleotides long. Its product is annotated as synaptopodin-2-like. The coding region runs from base 54 to 4907 and encodes 1617 amino acids. Gene Ontology annotation, molecular function: actin binding. Gene Ontology annotation, biological process: positive regulation of actin filament bundle assembly. Lineage: Eukaryota; Metazoa; Chordata; Actinopteri; Carangiformes; Carangidae. Gene Ontology annotation, cellular component: nucleus; Z disc; actin cytoskeleton. The transcript is spliced from 4 exons. The record is from RefSeq and is a predicted model, not a curated record.